CAGGAGAUUCAAAGUUGGCAGCAACGUCUCUGCCCAGAUAGCCGUGUAACCCACUAUUUACACCCGCAGCUAAAGCUUUGUUAAAAAGCUUAGAACAGCUAAAUAUCUUCAUGUGUCUCUACGCUUGAGGUCAGGUGAAGUGGGUUUUUAGAAAAUGGACGGUAGAGUUAUCGGACCGGGUCCGUACAGGGCGACCAAGCUGUGGAAUGAAACCAUUAAACUGUUCCGUGGAGGCAUGCCUCUGAGAAGGCACUGGGCACACUUCCGCUACUAUGACUGGAGUUUCACAGGAUCUGAGGCUGUGGAUUAUCUGCAUGAGCUGCUGAGGCGCAACCACAACUUUGGGCCUGAGGUGACUCGCUAUCAGACUCUGCAGCUGCUCAAAAAGUUCCUCAAGGCCCAUGUCGUUGAAGACAUCAAAGGACGCCAUGGGACAGAGGACUUUGAAGACAAUAGCCAUCUGUACAGGUUCCCCACACUAUCUCCCCUCAAGUCUUUUCCAACAAGGCCUCUGUUGAGAGACCGCAGUGACCUGCCCAGACUCAUUCGCUGGGAUGACUACGAAGAAUUACCGCAGCGGGAAAACAUUGCCCCGCUGAAGUCUGCUGUCAUGACCUCAGAUUUGUGGAAUAAACGGCACAGUGUAGCUAUUGGGGAUGUGCAUGAAUGCAAGCUCAUACGGAGGAAGGAGAUAACUACAAAACAAGUGGAUCAUAUCUGGAAAUCAAUGACAGUUGCACAUUUGCAGAGAGUGCUGGGCCUGAUGUCACUGAAUGGAGUUUUAAACCCUGCGUAUGUGAAUGGCAAGCACAUCGUUCAUAACGUCUUCAACGUUAAUAAGACAGGCAUAGUGAUAUUGGAGAAUAAAGCAGAGGACAUGCCAUAUUGGGUGGUAUCGGCAAUGAAAUGCCUCGCCAACUGGCCUAACGGCAAUGAAAGCAAACAGCCAGUAUACCCAGGUUUCGAGAGAGAUGUUCUGAAAACAGUAGGAGACUACUUUCAGAGACUCAAAGAACCCCUGCUCACGUACCAUCUAUAUGAAGUCUUUGUCAACAUUCUCAGUCUGUUGCAGGAGCAGGAGGUUGCCACUGAGGCUCUUCAAGUCAGCUGUCUCUUACUGCCGCCACCCAACCGAAGACGCCUCCAGCUAUUACUCCGUCUCAUGUCCCGGGUCUGCCAGAAUCCCCACCUGCCUCCACUCAAUGAUGCUAUUGCUACUCGCACACUGAUGGUGCAGAUGUUUUCCCACUGCGUUCUGGGCUCAGUAGACGAGAUGGACUUGGAUGAGCUGCUUGCCACCAAACUGGUGACCUUCAUGAUGGAGCACCACAACAUCAUCUUCCAAGCUCCUUCCAAGCUGCGUCGCCAGGUUGAGGAGCACCUGUCUCACCUCAAAAGAGUUCAGAUCAAAUAUGCAGGAUCAGACACAGACUUCAGCGCAUCUCCAGCCUUUUGUAAACAGAUCAGCAGGGUGGAGUCUGAGGAGCAGAAGGUGAUAGGAACCCAGACCCCCCUGCAUGAGCUGCUGGAGGGCCUGAUUGCAGACAAAGAACUUCCUGCCAAGGACAAGAGGAAACGGCUUAAACAGUUCCAGAGGUCAUACCCAGAAGUCUACCAGAGUCGAUUUCCCACUGAAGAAAGCAAAGCUGCUGUCAUACCAGAGAAAACCUCGCGACUCAAACCUCCUCUUAUGUUUUUCAACCUCAAGAAAUCCUUUGAGCCCUUUCAGAGGAGCUGGAGUUUCAGAGCAUGAUCCACCAUCUCUGACACAUCUGCACUUCAGGCUUUAUACACAAGUCCACCUCAGUGUCAUGAAACAAGGAGCAGUGGGGCUUAAAUGGUGCUUUGGCCACAGCAAAUAAUACAUUUUACUUUGUAGCACUGUUAAACUAAGAUGAUAAUUUAAAGGGUUAGUUUAUAAAAAUACACUAUAUACUAUUAUAGAUGAUGAUGAUGAUGAUGUGACACUCAGUGACUGCUAUUGGUAUCUAGCCAGAUAGCUUGAUUUAGUAGCAAAACAUUUAGAAAUUUGGUCUUGAAUACUGUAACAGUAAUACAGUAAUGUUACAGUAAAGCUGGAAGUCUAACCUGAAAUUUUACUUAUUGUGUCACAAGAAAACUUGAACAGCAUAUAGGAAACAAUCCACUAACACUGAGAGAACCACUAGUGUUUCUUAAAAUUAAUCAUUGUGUAUUGGUAUAUUUUUAAGAUACUGUAUGUUAGAAUGGUCCAAUAAGGAGGUUUGGUAGCUGACUGAUGUUGCCAUUCUCGUACCAAACUGAAUGAAGUCCAUUUCCAUAGUAUUAAUACUCUAUUUUACUAGGGUGUCCAAGUUAAUGAACAUAGCAUAUAAUUUUUUUUUUUUUUUUUUUUUUUUUUUUUUAACUCAAACAGGAAAAAAAUCUUAUGUGCUUCUUCAAACAGAUAAUAUAAUUUCUUGAAUGGAGUCUUGUAAUGCAAAGAUGCAUUUCAUUUUCAUGAUCACUUAUUAUGUAGAACGGUCUUCAUGAUGUUAAAUCAAGGCUACAGAGAGUCUAAUCUAAAAAUCUGUCAAUGAACAUAUCAAGGGGCUGCUUCAAAAGGGAGUGUUUGAGACUUUACGUUACGUUACUGAAAAGCUCUAGUUGAGCUUCAGCUGCAUUUGUAACUACAAACAAAUCACAACUAAUGAGGGAAAAUCCUGUCUGGAAACUGUAUAUGCAAUUUGUUGUUAAAUAACUAAAUUUUUUUUCUAUUGAUCUGAAUCUUAAUCUCAGAAAAAGGAGACAAAACUAGACAUUUCACAUGCCGUAAAGUAUCACAGCUCUCACUAUAAUUGCUCCUUCCGCCUUUCUCGACGGGUCCAACUGUAUGUGCACUCUUAAAACUAAUCAUUUCAUGUUUGUACUUGUUGGUUUUAUUCUGUAUAUAAGAACUGUUUUAUUGAUUGGUACUUAUUUCAAUGUCUCACGUCCACUUUGUUUUCAGUGUACUUCGUUAAUCAGGUUGUGUUUCACUUAAUUUGAGACUGGAAUUGUUUAUUUUUGUAGUGAUUUAGUGCUGAUAUUUCUAUGUUGACAUUCCUAAAAUGCUCUUGAACAAACGCAAUAAUGCUGGAACAACUGUUACACUUGAAUUGCUGCUCUGUGCUGGAAAAAAUUCAACGGGUUAAAGGUGAAUUCAUCUUGAUGCUGAUUUUUUUUUUUUUUUUUUUUUUUUUUUUUAGUAAAAAACUUCUAAAUGGCAAAUGUGACUGUUGUGUUUGUCAGAUAAUUGGUUGAUGCUUUUAACAGGGGAAUAUUGUUUGGAUGUAACCCAGACAUGAUCAUAAGCUAAAUUUGUUCAGUUUGGAAAUAAAUUAGGUGUAAUUUGCUGUGCAGAAUACUGGUAAGACUGCAAGAACAAAAUAGGCUAAACCUAGUCCAUACAUUGUUGAUGAAUGAGAUUUGAUUAGAUGCAAUCUGGACAGUAUGCAUGCAUUUAUUUAUGAAACAUAUUGAAUAAGUUUUGAUCCUGUAUCAACAGUUCUUGUCUUUUUUUCCUUGAGCAGAUUUGUAACUUUAAUGACUUAAUGAUACACACAGCAUGCAGUAAUAUAGCAACGAUGUACCACCACAAGACCAACU
Messenger RNA from Acanthopagrus latus (yellowfin seabream), 3606 nucleotides. RefSeq names its product DEP domain containing 1B (gene depdc1b). The transcript has 11 exons. Gene Ontology annotation, biological process: intracellular signal transduction. The record is from RefSeq and is a predicted model, not a curated record. Lineage: Eukaryota; Metazoa; Chordata; Actinopteri; Spariformes; Sparidae. Bases 155 to 1753 code for a protein of 532 amino acids.